Messenger RNA from Paramacrobiotus metropolitanus, 1518 nucleotides. RefSeq names its product ubiquinone biosynthesis monooxygenase COQ6, mitochondrial-like. The record is from RefSeq and is a predicted model, not a curated record. The transcript is spliced from 10 exons. Gene Ontology annotation, biological process: ubiquinone biosynthetic process. Gene Ontology annotation, cellular component: mitochondrion. The annotation marks the transcript as partial. Gene Ontology annotation, molecular function: 2-octaprenyl-6-methoxyphenol hydroxylase activity; FAD binding. NCBI's taxonomy places the organism in Eukaryota, Metazoa, Tardigrada, Eutardigrada, Parachela, Macrobiotidae.
AAUGAAGCUGCUCCCAAUCAAAACCUUUGCAGACAGAUUCGCCGCUGCUACAGCAUCCCAGCAUCUCCCGUGAAAAAGUAUUACGAUGUGGUGAUAUCUGGUGGUGGGUUAGUGGGAACCGCUGCCGCCUGCGCACUAGCUGCGGAUCCCAUUUUGCAAAAGCUCAGCGUGUUGGUGAUUGAACCUAGGGAGCCGACAGUAUGGAACACGGCUCCGGAGCGGUUCAGCAAUCGUGUGUUUUCCAUCACUCCAGGAUCCAGAAAAUUCUUUGAAGAAUUGUCACUGUGGGAUACCAUAGCGAAGCUCAGAGUCAAACCUGUCCGCAAAUUGCAGGUCUGGGAAUCUUCUUCGGACGCGGCGAUUUCUUUUGAACCGGCCAAUCUCGACGACAUCUCGUACAUUGUCGAAGAGCCCGUAUUGAGCACUGCUUUAUGGACGCGACUACGUCAGUUGGAUCGCGUGCAGGUUUUGCAUAACGUUAAAGCGACGUCUUAUGAUUUACCAUCGCGGCGCAGCAAACUGGUCCAUGGCGAAAGCAGUCACAGUACCAAGGACAGUCAAACGCCGGAUACGGGUGGUUAUGAAGCUGCCACAGUGACCUUGUCCGAUGGAUCUCAAGUGGAAACGAGUCUGCUGAUUGGUGCAGAUGGACCGCAGUCGGAAGUCAGGCAAGCUAUGGGAAUUCAGAAUGUCAGCUGGAGCUAUCGACAGCGAGGGUUGGUUGCCACAGUCCAUUUGUCCGAACCUCAAGACAACAGCACCGCGUGGCAGCGUUUUACUUCAUCCGGACCUGUUGCGCUUUUACCGUUAGACGAGAAAAGGAGUUCGCUUGUGUGGUCAACAAGUGAGGAAAAUGCGAUGCAGCUGUUAAAAAUGGACGCGGAAAGCUUCUUGGAUGCAUUAAACCGUGCUUUGUGGGAUGAGCAGGACAAAAUGGGAUCGGUCAAUGUGACCCUUGAUACACUUUCUCGCGUAUUACAGAAGUGCGGCAUAGUUUCCCGGAGCGUUCAACAGUUGCCACCUACCUUGACGGGACUGGAUGAAAAUAGCCGCGCGGUGUUUCCCUUGAGUUUGGCACAUGCGACAAAAUAUGUUCUUCCUUGUACGGUUCUUAUCGGUGAUGCUGCCCAUCGCAUUCAUCCGCUAGCGGGUUUGGGCGUGAAUUUGGGGUUUGGCGAUGUGAUGGAUUUGCGGAAGCGUCUGCGUGAAGCCGUCCAGUGCGGAUACGAAGUGAAUUCCAUAGCGCACCUGCUCAAGUACGAAACGGAUGCGCAGCGCCGUGUUGUUCCCGUCAUGGCGACGGUGGAUCUGCUGCAUCGGCUGUAUGGAACACGCUGGAACCCGAUAGUGACUCUGCGCAGCGUUGGUCUGAAUUUUAUCAACAGUUUGGAUCCUUUUAAACGAAACAUUAUUGCGGCUUCCUCGAGAUAACUGUCUAAAACUGUGUUAAAUUUGUUUUAAUUUUUUUAUUGUGUCGUUCCGGAUAAGUGUUUAUAUGUCAACUACGAAAAGGGAAAA